Messenger RNA from Morus notabilis, 979 nucleotides. RefSeq names its product stem 31 kDa glycoprotein. The transcript has 3 exons. The record is from RefSeq and is a predicted model, not a curated record. Gene Ontology annotation, molecular function: acid phosphatase activity. NCBI's taxonomy places the organism in Eukaryota, Viridiplantae, Streptophyta, Magnoliopsida, Rosales, Moraceae. Bases 59 to 823 code for a protein of 254 amino acids.
CCAACCCAACUCAAAGAUUGCAAAUUUCUUAAGCAAAUUAGGCAAUAUUAUUGAGCAAAUGCCCAAAAUGCUGCUAUAUUUCAUCCUUGCCACAGUACUUGCCCAAGCUGAUUUCGGUGAUGCUGUUAAAAACAACAAAAUUUACUUUCUCCGUUCCCGCGGCGACAACGGAGAAUGGUGCUACUGCUCGAGUUGGCAAUACGGAGUCGACACCAACAACAUCAUUGGCUGGAAAACGAUUCCGGAUGAAUGUGAGCUCCAUGUAGGGCGGUACAUGCUCGGCGCGCGGUACAGGGAGGACUCAAAAGUGGUUACUAAGGAAGCUUAUCUCUAUGCCAAGAGCUAUCCCCUUUUAGGUGACGGCAAAGAUGUUUGGAUCUUUGGUACAGAUGAGGUUGCACUCUCCAACCUACCUUAUUAUCUCAAACAUGGAUUUGGGGUGAAGCCUUACGACUCCACAUCGUUUCAUGAAUGGAUUCUGACAGAAAACGCCCCGGCAUUGCCAAAGAGUCUUAAGUUGUACAAAAGGUUAUUAUCUUUGGGGUUUAAGAUUAUAUUCCUAUCAGGGAGAAGAGAAUACGAGAGAUCCGCGGUUGAGAAUACUUUAAAAAUUGCUGGAUACAGAACUUGGGAACAAGUUAUAUUCAAAGAUCCUGGUUAUUAUGGACCAGCCCGUGAUUACAAAUCAGCUGAGAGAAAGAAAUUAGAGGAAGCUGGAUAUAGAAUUGCUGGAAACAUAGGGGAUCAGUGGAGUGAUCUUUUGGGUACAAAUGCCGGCAGUAGAACCUUCAAAUUGCCUAACCCCAUGUACUACGUCAGUUGAAAGUACGCGUUAAUUAUCGAUCUGUUUUAAUUAAUAUUGUUACUAAAUCAUGUAUUGCAUACCGAUCGACAGCAAAUUAUAUUGUUACUAUAUAUUAUAAGUUCUGUGCGUCCUAAGUAUUUGUAUUACGUGUAUACGUUGUUGAUUUUCUUUUCU